AUGGCCUCCUCAGAAGAGUUGAAGCCCAUUCACAGCCUGGUACUUGAUACCGGUCCUCUGAUCAAGAACGAUCCCCCUGCGAAUACCCUCCGCGCCAAGGCUGAGCAGCUCUACACCCUCCCCUGCAUCAUCUCCGAAAUCAAGGAUGCAGCCACACGGUCUCGGGUAGAGACGACUCUACUUCCUUUCGUUACCCUACGAUCGCCCAAGCCAGACAGUGUCAAGGUCAUUCGUGAAUUUGCGCGAAAAACAGGAGACUUGGCUGUUCUGAGCAAGCCUGAUAUUGAGGUGUUGGCUCUAGGGUAUGAACUGGAGAUUGAACGAAAUGGAGGCGACUGGAGGUUGAGGAGUGAGCCUGGACAAAAGGGGAUGAAUGGAAGGCCACCAAACAAGCCGGUCGAGGGAGAGGAGGCUAAGGAACCCGAAGCGACACUGGAGAGCGAGGUCGAAAAGUUGACUCUCGAACAGCCAAGGACCGAAGAGAAGUCAGAGGAAAAGUCAGAGACUGUGCCUGCGACCGAACCAGAGGUUGAGAAGCAGCCAGAAGCGACUGAGCAACAGACCGAGGUCGAGAAGCAGACAGAGGCCAAGCAAGAGUCUGAGCAACAGUUCGAGCAACAAGACACACCCUCCGAAGACGAUUCCGACGCCUCCGAUGAUGAGGGCGGCUGGAUCACUCCCUCCAACCUCAAGAAAAAACAAGCCGCAACCUCUGGCUCUACCCCCUCUGCCCCCGUCCAAAAGACCCUCCAGGCCGCCGUCCUCACCUCCGACUACGCCAUGCAAAACGUCGCCCUCCGCAUGGGCCUCAACCUCGUCGCACCCUCUCUCGCUCGCAUCACCCACCUCAAGAACUGGGUCCUCCGCUGCCACGGCUGCUUCAAGAUCACAAAGGACAUGACCCGCCAGUUCUGUCCCUCUUGCGGUCAACCUACACUCAUGCGUGCUAGCUGCUCUACAGACCAGUUCGGCAACUUUACAAUCCACCUCAAAAAGAACUUUCAGUGGAACAACCGUGGCAACGUCUACAGCGUUCCCAAGCCUGUCCACGGCUCUGCAAACGGUCGUCUACCAAAGAACGCAGGAGGAAAAAACAACUGGGGCAACGGUCUCAUCCUUUCAGAGGAUCAAAAGGAGUUUACAAGGGCGUCGGACGAUCAGCGCCGCCAGAGAAAGAAGGACAUUAUGGACCAGGAUUAUCUCCCUGACCUCCUGAGCGGUCACAGAUCUGGAGGAAAUGGCAAGAUUCGCGUGGGAGCAGGACGCAGCGUAAACUCGAAGCGAAAGCACUAG
Messenger RNA from Fusarium vanettenii 77-13-4, 1293 nucleotides. RefSeq lists its product as uncharacterized. The record is from RefSeq and is a predicted model, not a curated record. The transcript has a single exon. Gene Ontology annotation, cellular component: preribosome, small subunit precursor. Lineage: Eukaryota; Fungi; Ascomycota; Sordariomycetes; Hypocreales; Nectriaceae. Gene Ontology annotation, molecular function: RNA endonuclease activity. Gene Ontology annotation, biological process: ribosomal small subunit biogenesis; maturation of SSU-rRNA. The coding region runs from base 1 to 1293 and encodes 430 amino acids.